AAUAUUUACCAUCAGAAUUCAGAAUUGUCGGUUUGGGUUAAGAGUAGAUUAUAAUGUACAAUUCUGACCGACCAUCGCCUUCACCAACACAAUUUACAAAAAGGACGAAGAAAACAGAGUUUCUCCUGAAUUUUCAGAAAAUCUCUAUUUCUCCAUCUUAUUUUCUUUGUUUAUCAUCCAAUUUCUACAGCAGCUGCACCAAAUUCUUGUGUUUCUCAUUUUCAUUUGAAACAAACAAGAUCUUCUUUUCCCCUAGCUAAUUUUGAAUCCCUAAAAUUGAAUCUCUAUUUUUGAUAGAUCAGAAACAUACCCAUCUAUCAAAAUUCAGUUGGAUCGUUUAAAAAUGGAUACAUUUGAUGAGUUAACCAAGGGUUAUGGAAUAAAACCGCAAGGCAAGUCAGCUCCAAUGGCUCUCUCUAAACAACCCAUCACUCCAAAUUUCACUUCUUCUUCCUAUGACUCUUCAGACUCCAGAAAUUCUUCGUACAAUUCAAUCUCUGGUAAUGGGUCUUUUUCCUUCAAUAAUUACAACGAACCCCUUUUCUCCACUACUAAAAAACCCCAGGAUUUUAACGGUCUAAAUGAUUACAAUGAUGACGGUUUCAUGUCUUUUGGUGGAUUUCAAAAGAGUUCAAAUAGUAAUAGAGAUGGGUCUUUCGAUCCUCUUUUUUCAAAUUCUGGUUCCUUUAGUGGUGAUGAUUUAUUGAGUGGCUUUGAUGGCUUUAAUUCUAAUAAUAAUAAUGCCAGUAAUAGUACAGAUUAUAUUUCUGGGUCAUUUAUAUCUCAGCCUAAGGAUCAGAGUGCCCCAGUUAAUGACUUGUUUGGGGACUCUACUGCUACAUUUCAGCCUCCUAGUAAGAAUAGAUCUGUUAGUUUCGAUGAUCUCAUACCUGGCUUUGGUGAUCAUUCAAGCCACUCAUCAAAUCAAAGAGAAAAUACAGGAAAGAAUAACUCAACAUACACCUCAACAGAUGCUCCUUUCAUAGUGUUAGAAUCAAAUUCAACCACAGCAAAAUCCAAUUUCACAGAACCAGUGGGAAAAUCCAGUAAAUGUAAUCAUUCUGGAAGCAGAAAACCUGCUAUAUCGCCAAAUGUUUUGUCCCCACUAAAGCCCCCUCCAAAACCAGGACAAAUUUUGAAGAGUGAUAAAGUUAAAAGCUCAAAUACAUCUUCCAUAGAUGAACUUGAAGAGUUUGGCAGGAUUAAGGUGCGAAAUAAUUCUGAUGGACACUUGGAUGUUCGCCAUGCUAAGGAAGCAAGGGAGAGACAAGCCACAAAAGCAAACAGAAAUAAAGAAGCUGGAGAUGCUACUCAAAAUAAUCAGCAGUUGAGUGCAGAUGACAUAGAUUUCAUAUCAAACAUGGGCUAUAGAUCCAGCAGUGCGCCAAGGUCAAGGGCUGCGACUUUGGAUCCUAUAUUUGAUGCGACAAUAAACAGCAGAGGAGAGCCUCCUGUGGCCCAUAAGAAGUCUAUCAGUGCUUCAUCUAGCAUGAGAAAGGCUUCGCCUACGACAAGUAUAGUUGAUGACCUACCUUCAAUGCUUGGAGAUAUCUCAUUGUUUGGAGGAUUUGAGGAAGUUAAAGGUGAAACUGAAGAAAGACGAAGAGCCAGAUUUGACCGUCAUCAGAGAACUCAGGACCGAUUGGAAAAGGCAGUUGCUGAUAUGAAGCAGCGCGACCUCCAAACUCAGUAUGAGCAAGAAGAGAGGCGUAGGCUUGCUGAUAAAAUGGACUUCGCCGUAAAAAGCUGGGCUGGAGGGAAGGAAGGCAACAUGCGUGCUCUGUUAUUAUCAUUACAAGAUGUUCUUUGGCCUGAAUGUGGUUGGGUUCCAGUUCCACUGGCAGAUUUGCUUACUUCUGAAUCAGUAAAAAAAGUUUAUCGUAAGGCAACACUAUCUGUGCAUCCCGAUAAGGUUCAACAGAAAGGUGCUACUCUUGAACAAAAAUAUAUUGCUGAGAAGGUUUUUGAUAUACUCAAGGAGUCUUGGAAAAAGUUCGAAGCAAAUGAGCUUUCCAAAUAAGUUGAAUGAUUCAUAGAGUUAUAUAUUCAUGCCGCACCAUCAGGCAUCCUCGGAACAUCCAUUUUUAGGGUAAAUCGCCAAUGCUCAUGGAGUUCCGUUGUUGCAGGCGCAAUAGGUUUCUGUUGUGAUACAGAAUCUUUUCAUCGUAGCAGAGACGAUAUUUCAUGUUUAUGAUGAUGUGUAUUACUUUUUGUUACAUACAUGCUAGAACUUCCAUAGAAUCAUCAUCCAGGAGAUGUUCAUACUGUCAAUACAACUACGAUUUUGCCUUUUUCUUUUUUAGUUCUAAAAUGAGAUUUUCUGUCUAUUGUACCAUAAUGUUUUUUCUGGUGUCAACAUCAGAUUACAUCAUUAAACGCUUAUUUAAUUUCUAUUUGUAGAAUUUUUCAUAUAUUUAAUAUUUCUUCAGUCCCAAA
Molecule: messenger RNA, 2436 nt
Organism: Mercurialis annua (annual mercury)
Lineage: Eukaryota; Viridiplantae; Streptophyta; Magnoliopsida; Malpighiales; Euphorbiaceae
Product: auxilin-related protein 1
Exons: 9
Coding region: 344-2020 (558 amino acids)
Biological process (GO): clathrin coat disassembly; clathrin-dependent endocytosis
Cellular component (GO): vesicle; cytoplasm; intracellular membrane-bounded organelle
Molecular function (GO): clathrin binding
Source: RefSeq, a predicted model, not a curated record